This is a messenger RNA of Daucus carota subsp. sativus, 2342 nucleotides long. RefSeq names its product AP2-like ethylene-responsive transcription factor BBM1. The transcript has 9 exons. The record is from RefSeq and is a predicted model, not a curated record. Bases 223 to 2100 code for a protein of 625 amino acids. Lineage: Eukaryota; Viridiplantae; Streptophyta; Magnoliopsida; Apiales; Apiaceae. Gene Ontology annotation, molecular function: DNA-binding transcription factor activity; DNA binding. Gene Ontology annotation, biological process: regulation of DNA-templated transcription.
AGCCCCCAUUUAAUAAGCAAAGAGAGAGACUAGCAAACAAACAAAAAAAGUCUCAUAUAAAUCUUCAUUUCACCCCUUUCAUUCUCCAGACCUCUCCUCUUCUUCACCAACAUUCAAAGCACUCUCUUUAAUUAACAACCUCUUUCUGAUCUGGUACAUGCAUGAACAACAUAUAAAAAUCUCCUAAAUCUUUAAAACAAUUUAAACUCAUACUAUAUCCAUAUGGCUAGUUCUGUGAAUAACUGGUUAGGGUUUUCUCUCUCACCCCAAGAACAUCAAGAUCAUCACUCCAUCUACAACUCCGACGAAAUCUCCGGCACCACCGACUGCUAUGGCCUCUCUACUGAAUCAUUAAUCCCUUCUCUCAACCUCCCCCCUCCUUUCGGCUACCCUGCUGAAUCAUUCAGCAGAAACAAUCUUCAAGAUUGGAACUCGGAUACGAACUAUAACACAAAUGGUUCGGAGCUCUCUAUACUAAUGGAUUCGAAUAAGCCUAAGUUGGAGAACUUUCUUGGAACAUCCGAGCACACCUUCCUAGACGAUCAUCAGCAUCACAAUAGCAGCAGUGACCAACAUCAAUACUUGUUCCACAACAAUACUAAUUCAUUGCACCAGUCUGCUGACGUGGCCAUGGUCGAGACCACCGCAGGCGGCGGUGAAAUGAAUAGCAAAGGCAACGGCUCGUUCGGGCUUUCGAUGAUUAAGAACUGGUUGAGGAACAACAGUGCUGCAAGCGCUCCUCAGGAGAAUAAUGGUGAAAGGGGACUUCCUAGUUCAUCUCAAACGCUGUCGCUUUCGAUGGGGUCACAGUCGAGUCAUCCGGAGGCAGGGAGUUGUGGAGGUGGGGGAGAGAUUUCAUCGGAAACUAAGGCGAAUGGGGGUGAGGUUACAGCGGUGAAGAAAUCUGUUGAGACCUUUGGACAAAGGACUUCUAUCUACCGUGGUGUAACUAGACAUAGAUGGACAGGAAGGUAUGAGGCUCAUUUGUGGGAUAACAGUUGCAGAAGGGAAGGACAAACGCGUAAAGGACGACAAGUUUAUUUGGGAGGCUAUGAUAAGGAAGAAAAAGCUGCUAGGGCUUAUGAUUUAGCUGCACUCAAGUAUUGGGGCACAACAACCACAACAAAUUUUCCUAUGACUAGCUAUGAGAAGGAGAUUGAAGACAUGAAGAACAUGACCAGACAGGAGUUUGUGGCAUCUAUAAGAAGAAAGAGUAGUGGAUUCUCUCGAGGUGCAUCGAUUUACCGAGGAGUUACCAGGCACCACCAACAUGGAAGGUGGCAAGCAAGAAUCGGAAGAGUUGCUGGCAACAAAGAUCUUUAUUUAGGAACCUUCAGUACUCAGGAGGAGGCAGCAGAAGCUUAUGAUGUUGCAGCAAUCAAAUUCCGCGGCAUAACUGCUGUCACAAACUUCGAAAUAAACAGAUACGAUGUGAAAUCAAUUCUUGAAAGCAACUCCCUUCCUCUGGUUGGUGCAACCAAACGGCUUAAAGAAGCUGAAUUGCACAAUGCUCAGAAAAUCGAAGAGGGUAUCCAGAGCUACAACUUCUCUCAACAAAAUACCUGGCCUAAUAUCGCCUUCCAACAAGCCCAGCCCUUGAGUAUGAACUAUCCUCGUUAUGAUUCUCAUCAAAACAUGUGGUGUAAACAAGAAGUACAAGACUCUGAUCAGGCUCUUGCUCAAAGCUACCGCGAUCUCCAUCAGCAAGGAAGCAAUGUGCACAAUUUUUUCCAGUCAAAUCUGAUGAACUUCGACACUUCUUCAACAGAUCAAAAUUCCAGCUCCAAUAUGUACAAUGGUAACUACAUGAUCCCAACUAAUGCAAUUGAAGGGAAUCAGAAUCAAGGGUACGGGGAAAACAAUGUAAGUACUUGUGACAAUCCAUACGGGGAAAUGAAUUCAAGCUACAACGCAAGAAAUUUAUAUUAUUUGUCGCAACAGUCAAGUGGUACUCCAUUGAAGGUGGCUAAUGUUUGUGAUCAAACCUCAGCUUGCAAUAACUGGAUUCCAACCGCGGUUCCGGCUUUAGCUCCAAGGAAUACAAAUAGCAUGGCAUUGUGUCAUGGAGCAACAAAUUUCACAAUGUGGAAUGAUCAGUAAAAACCUUGGGAGGUGAAUUUAUAUAGGCAACUAAUUGUGGUAGCUAGUUUUGAAUUCUUGUUCUUGUUUGCUUCUGUAGCAUAGCUAUGACAUAGAUAUGUGAGAUGGGAGGUUUUAUGGGAUUCAACUGAAGUCAGGGGGGUAUAUAUCAAUGUAAGAGGAUAUUGCGACAUGCUCUUGCUUGUUAUAAAUUUUGGGAACCGGCUGAUAUCUUCUAGGUGAAAUCGAGUUUCUUUAUCCGA